GACAAGAGUCCCUGUCACCUGGAGGAGGCUCCGGGGCCGUGUCGAGGUCUGGUGACGCGUUACCUCUUUGACAGCCAGAGCCAGGAGUGCAAGCACUUCUACUACGGAGGCUGCUUCGGCAACGCCAACAACUUCAAGAGUAUGAAAGAGUGCCAGGCCAGAUGCCAGAACCCAGGUAGUCCGAAAGGGACCAACCCACCUUUCCUUACUAGCACUGACUUUGCUGGACUUUAUUGAGGAAAAAUGUACUUUCUAUGCCUGUGAUAUGUGGUUGUCUCACCUAGCUAUCUUAAGAUGAACGCACUAACUAAGUCGCUCUGGAUAAGAGAGUCUGCUAAAUGACUAACGUGAAUGUGCUUGGGGAGAAUAUUACUUGUCUGAUGCCUGAAAAGUUUGCUGUGGGUUCUUAGAUAGUCAUACCUCUUUGAAAGCCCAAAUACUAACUUUUUUGCUGCAGUGCAAAUAGGAGAUAAGUCAUUUCAGUGCAGUUGCCCUGUGGAUAUUGCACUUACUGGAAAAUUAUCUUGUUGAUGGAUUUUUUUUUCCGACCAUCAAGUCAUUCUUCACCUUCAUUUUGCAUGAAGAUAUUUUUUUUUGCCUUUUGAGCAUAUUCAAUUAUUUUAGACAUAGGCCUGAUUUCAAAUUUGCUUACAUUCAUUGACAGCAUUUGUCCCAAAAAAUACCAAUACCAAUUUAUCUUCAUCAAUUCUGAGGUGUAAUAACUUCUCUAUGCUGUAUGUUAAUAUUAUAAUGCUACUUCCUUGGUGAACAGGUUUUAAUAACAGAGUACAGUCGUGGUCAAAAGUUUUGAGAAUGACACAAGUAUUGGUCUUCACAAAGUUUGCUGCUUCAGUAUUUUUAGAUAUUUUUGUCAGAUGUUACUAUGGUAUACUGAAGUAUAAUUACAAGCAUUCCAUAAGUGUCAACUGCUUUUAUUGACAAUUACAUUAAGUUUAUGCAAAGAGUCAAUAUUUGAAGUGUUGACCCUUCUUUUUCAAGACCUCUGCAAUCCGCCCUGGCAUGCUGUCAAUUAACUUCUGGGCCACAUCCUGACUGAUGGCAGCCCAUUCUUGCAUAAUCAAUGCUCGGAGUUUGUCAGAAUUUGUGGGGUUUUGUUUGUCCACCCGCCUCUUGAGGAUUGACCACAAAUUCUCACUGGGAUUAAGGUCUGGGGAGUUUCCUGGCCAUGGACCCAAAAUGUAGAUGUUUUGUUCCCCGAGCCACUUAGUUAUCACUUUUGCCUUAAGGCAAGGUGCUCCAUCAUGCUGGAAAAGGCAUUGUUCGUCACCAAACUGUUCUUGGAUGGUUGGGAGAAGUUGCUCUCGGAGGAUGUGUUGGUACCAUUCUUUAUUCAUGGCUGUGUUCUUAGGCAAAAUUGUGAAUGAGCCCACUCCCUUGGCUGAGAAGCAACCCCACACAUGAAUGGUCUCAGGAUGCUUUACUGUUGGCAUGACACAGGACUGAUGGUACCGCUCACCUUGUCCUCUCCGGACAAGCUUUUUUACAGAUGCCCCAAACAAUCGGAAAGGGGAUUCAUCAGAGAAAAUGACUUUACCCCAGUCCUCAACAGUCCAAUCCCUGUACCUUUUGCAGAAUAUCAGUCUGUCCCUGAUGUUUUUCCUGGAGAGAAGUGGCUUCCUCGCUGCCCUUCUUGACACCAGGCCAUCCUCCAAAAGUCUUCACCUCACUGUGCGUGCAGAUGCCACACCUCACUGUGCCUGGUGCCAUUCCUGAGCAAGCUCUGCACUGGUGGUGCCCCGAUCUCGCAGCUGAAUCAACUUUAGCAAACAGUCCUGGCGCUUGCUGGACUUUCUUGGGCACCCUGAAGCAUUCUUCACAACAAUUGAACCUCUCUCCUUGAAGUUCUUGAUGAUCCGAUAAAUGGUUGAUUUAGAUGCAAUCUUACUAGCAGCAAUAUCUUUGUCUGUGAAGCCCUUUUUGUGCAAAUCAAUGAUGACGGCACGUGUUUCCUUGCAGGUAACCAUGGUUAACAGAGGAAGAACAAUGGUUUCAAGCACCACCAUCCAGUCUGUUAUUCUAACUCAAUCAGCAUGACAGAGUGAUCUCCAGCCUUGUUCUCGUCAACACUCUCACCUGUGUUAACGAGAUAACCACUGACAUGAUGUCAGCUGGUCCUUUUGUGGCAGAGCUGAAAUGCAGUGGAAAUGUGGAUUAAAAAGUUCAUUUUCAUGGCAAAGAGGGACUUUGCAAUUAAUUGCAAUUCAUCUGAUCACUCUUCAUAACAUUCUGGAGUAUAUGCAAAUUGCCAUCAUAAAAACUGAGGCAGCAGACUUUGUGAAAAUUAAUAUUUGUGUCAUCCUCAAAACGUUUUGACCACGACUGUAGUACACUGUUUGUAUUAUAGUACAUUUCUGUUACAUGCUGUAACUUAUUAUGGAAGUAAACUCUAACUAUGCUUUGGUUUCAUGGCAGAAAACGCCACUGUGGCCCUUAAAUUGGAUGUGGUCCCCUAAAUUGGAGGUCACCGUCCCAGAACCCACUAGCCAGCCCAGGGUACAGCCUCUCAAAGUAACUGGUAAGACACCAAUGUUUAUGUAUUUUGAGUUCAUGUUUGUAUAAUCUUUAUUUAUUCAACAAAUGAUAGCUCUAGUAAUAGAUUAAAAAAUCUAAUUAAUUAUGCAGUAGCACCAAAAAUAUCUCAGGUAGGCCUAAUCUGAUGUAAUAAAAUGGAUGUCUAUAAACAUAACCAUAUAUUGAUGUAAUGUUUCAAUAAUCAGACAAAGUCAUUGUUUCAUUUGAGCAUUAACUUUGCCUGUAGGCCUACUUUUUCCAUGAUACUGUACACAGCGUCAGCACAUUACACUGUUUGCCCAAGCAGCUUUUUAUUUCCCCAGCAUGCCAGUCAGCCCUUCUGCUUGGCAGGGCCAGGAAAGUGGGGUUGUGGGAUCUCUGAAGACCAUGAACCACAUACACUAAAGUGAAAGGGCUGAUAUCAUGUCAGCUAGCUGUGUUUUAGAGAAUUCUGAGGGAAGAAAAGGCUGAGGGAAAAAGUUGUAUAGAGAUUGUGGUAAAUGACACACCAUGUAACCCUGUGGAUCUGUCAAUGCUGGGAACACUACUGUAUUGCUACAAUCUCUUGGCAGCCCCUUGUGGUGGCGUGAUGUAUCUCCCUUUAAGUUACCUACAGUAUCACAACUACUAAUACAGUGAGGCGCUUUGAGCACAGGAAUCCAGGAGUGCAGUCAUUUGUCAUGUGUACUACAGCCAACUACAACAGCUAGGUAAGAGAGAGAGACAGUACAUUUACAUGCGCUAUCUCAGAAAUAGUUUAGCUGCUGGUAAACACUACAACGUAUAAAGGCAGCAUAGCGCCCACCAUACCUCCUCCCUUCUCCUCCUUCCACGUGACACUGAUUCACUGCUAUUAGAAUGGGAGUGUACAAGGUAUGAGGAGAGAGUUAGUGCUCAGAAACACCACUGUCUGGUAACAGAGGUCACAACGCAGUACAAAGGGGCACAGGGAGUCUUUGGCCAUCACUCAGUCACAGACAAGUAGUUAUGUCUAAGGAACUGCAUCGCAGUGCUAGCUGUGCCACUAGAGAUCCUGGUUCGAAUCCAGGCUCUGUCGUAGCCGGCCGCGACCGGGAGACCCAUGGAGCGGCGCACAAUUGGCCCAGCGUCGUCCAGGGUAGGGGAGGGAAUGGCCGGCAGGGAUGUAACUCAUGGCGUUUGCAAUGCCAGGUUUGUGGGUUCGAUUCCCACGGGGGGCCAGUAUGAAAACAUAAAUAAAAAAUGUAUGCACUCACUAACUGUAAGUCGCUCUGGAUAAGAGCGUCUGCUAAAUGACUAAAAAUGUAAAUGUUAAAAUGAUUCAUGUUACAGAAUUCCACCCAGGUCAGUGAAUCCAGUUAAGUAGUGUCUCUGUAUACGUGGUUGUAAUUCCAGUGAAGUGAUAUAAGAGAUCUUUAGCACUCCCUUACCCCAAGGCUGACAUUUUGUUGAUUUUUUUUCCCCACAGUUUGAUGCUUGAGGUUUCCUUUGAAAUGGGACAUGUACAAAGUAAUAGUAGAAGCAUCAGAGUCUAGUAGUCACUGUAACAGUAGAUUUCCAUUAACCUCACAUCCAGGCUUUUAGGAAAGUAUGUUCUAUCAGAACUCCACUGCAGAUGUAGCCUAGACACUUACACUGUACAUACUAAUAAAAGUUGCCUUUGGUACGAUGGAGUCAUUGUUGUACACCAUGACUUGUGUUAUUAGCACGUCAUUUCAUCUUACAAUUGCCUCUGUGCGUUUCUUUCAGACUUCAAUCCUCCGGACUUCUGUCUCAGUCCCAUUGACAAGGGCACAACGUGUGACGGAGAGGAGAGAACUCAGAGGAGAUAUGUGUACAACCCCAAGACAAAGAGAUGUCAGUCGUUGCGCUACAGUGGCUGCGGGGGCAACAAGAACAACUUUGUCCUCAAGAGACGCUGCAUGAAGAUGUGUAUGAAGCCAGGUAAGAUCCAAGUUAUCUGUUAUCUCCAACACCAGCCCUAUAGAGGUACCUGGGUUUGCAGGUUUUUGUUCCAGCCCAGCAUUAACACACCUGAUUCAAAGUUGUAUUAUUUGAAAUAGGUGUGUCUGUACUGUACUUUUGUUCCACCCGUAGGUCUUUCAUUUAUUUAUUUUUAGUCAUUUAGCAGAGCGAUUUACAGGAUUAAGUGCCUUGCUCAAGGGCACAUCGACAUAUUUUUCACCUAGUCGGCUCAGGGAUUAGAACCAGCACCCUUCCGGUUACUGGCACAACGCUCUUAACCACUAAGCUACCUGCCGCACAUUGAAUUAACAGUGUUUUUGCUAAUUAACAUUUACAUUAUGCAAUGUUCAUUUCUAGACUAGUGCCAUGGAUAAGUGUUAAAAAUGACUAAUUUGUGCCAUUUUGUUCCAUUUUCAGAUCAUCAUCACAAAGGGAAGGUCAUUCGUAUAAAGAAAAAGAACACCAACAUCUUAUUUCGAUCUGUC
Molecule: messenger RNA, 4961 nt
Organism: Coregonus sp. 'balchen'
Lineage: Eukaryota; Metazoa; Chordata; Actinopteri; Salmoniformes; Salmonidae
Source: the annotation of a GenBank genome assembly